This is a messenger RNA of Guillardia theta CCMP2712, 3126 nucleotides long. RefSeq lists its product as hypothetical. Lineage: Eukaryota; Cryptophyceae; Pyrenomonadales; Geminigeraceae. The coding region runs from base 1 to 3126 and encodes 1041 amino acids. The transcript has 9 exons. The record is from RefSeq and is a predicted model, not a curated record.
AUGAAAGUGCUGGACCGAGUCUUGAGCCCACAAACCGCAACAAGGACGAAUUUUGCCGACAAGUCCGUGGAGCUUCUGAUCAAACUGAAUCUCAGGGUGUUGAGGAGAUCGUUCUUGGGCCUGUGUGAAGCAUUGUCCUCCUCGCGAGAGAGGCAAGUUGCAUGCUUGCAGAGCUGGGAAAGAGCCGAUCUACUCGUCUCCUCGUCGAGGAGGAUCAGUUCUGACUGCCUGAAGGGUUGGGUUUCUUAUACUACAGAGUCGCUGAGUCAGCAUCAAUCCUCGCCUGUCGGCGAGAUAAACAAUCAGCAAGAGGUAGAGGAGGAGGAAGAGCGAGAAAGAGCACUUGGAAGCAACGAUAAAGAGGAAGAGGAAGAGAAUCUGCAAGAGGAAGAACACCAAAGAGAAGAGAAGCAGGCAGAGCCAGAGCAAGUGCAAGGCCAAGAGCAAGAGCAAGAGCGAGAGCAAGAUAUAGGCGAGAGAGAACAAGUUGAUACGGAAGCAGAAUCUAGGAGGAAGGAGGGCGAACGGGCGGAGACAUUGAGGCUACAUCUCAACAAGCAGAUCGAAGUCAAGGCAAUGCCGAUGUCAUCAGACGAUGAAGAAGAGGACCAGCGAACAGAGGACGAGGCGCCGACGAAGCUGCCAUGGGAGGAAAACUCCCUCGUCCUGUCAAACUUCUCUCGCCAUACUCAAGAGGCCCAGGACCUGGGCAAAGCCAACCGAGGCCGAGUGGAGGAGACGAAGAAAAGUUUCAGCUUGGACCGCAGCUUCACUUCAGAGAAGUUUGACGUGCUUCACACGCAGGAGCAGCAGCAGCAGCAGCAGCAGCAGCUGAUGCAGGAGGAAAGCAAGUGGGAGCAAGGCAAGAAGUCGGUGAAGGAGAUGCGGGCGGAGUUCGAGAGGAUGAGUCUUUCUCCUGAGGUCCUGCGCAUUCGCCACGAGACGCCGAGCCCUCUGAAUACCUCCCUUCCUCGUCCUGCCUUCCUGGACAAGCUCUUUCCGCAGCCCCUCCAACAGCAGCUGCCGGACAGACCGCAGAGCAUGCUCGAGAUGGCGAGCGGGCUCUGGAGUGAGGAGGAGAAGGGCAGGGAGCCAGGAGUAGGACGCGGAGUUGGAGGUAGCUGGUCGAGUCUUCCGACUGCUUCCACUGCUUCCUUCCAAACGCAGUUCGGGCAGACGCCGAGCCCUGUGUUGAACCUGUUCGGGCGAGGAGGGAGAAGUGCGUCUGUGGAGACUCAGAUAAGGGAGAUUGAGGAGAAGCAGCGCAAGAAUGUGAGGAUAGAUCUGAACAACAACCAGUUCCGCACAUUCUACCCGGAAGAGGCAGCUGAACAGAAGGAGGAGACAGGGGGGGAGAAGUGGAAGCCUAAGAGGCACACGAACGUGAUCCCGCGGAUGAUGGGGGAAGGGGAGGAGGAGGAGGGGGAGGAGCGAGGGAGACGAGAAGAGGAUGAUGCAGGAAAUAGCAACGGAAAUGUGGAGCGAGAGCAGGAGCAGGAGCAGGAGCAGGAGCAGGAGCAGGAGCAGGAGCAGGAGCAGGAGCAGGAGCAGGAGGUGGGAAAUGCAAGCAUCGAGGACUUAUGGAAUGACCUUGUCGCAUCGUCGCCGGCGCAGGGACCUGUGAAGAUGAAUGGAGUCAAGGAAAAGAGAGAGAAGGAGGACGAGGACGAUGUUGCUGAUGGCUAUCAUGACGGCAAGACUGACAUCUCGAAAGAGACAGUUCAGGAGGAAGAGCAGGAGGAAGAGCAGGAGCAGGAGCAGGAGCAGGACUUCAGCGAUCAAGCUCGUGGCAAUGAGACUCCUCAAGGAGGAUCCAUGAGUGAAGUCAAGCGCCACCGUCGCACGACUGUUGACCACGUCGAUGAGCGAGCAGGAGGCGAGGAUAUCCGAAUCCCCCGUGAGAGCGACGAGGCUCUCCAUGCAGCGACAGACUUGGCAAGGGUGGGGAAGCUGUUGCACGAUCAAGGACGCGAGGAGGAGCAAGAGAAGGAGGAGCAAGAGAAAGAGGAGGAGGAGGAGGAGGAGGAGGAGGAGAAAGAGGAACAACAGAAGGAGGGAGGGAGGAGCCAUGACGGAGGACAGGGUCGUGAUCAGUAUCGCAGCCUCCAGACUCCCACAUCCCCGCCGGACCCUCAUCACCUCAAGGACCACAUGGGCAUCGACCCCCUCCUGCCCAUCAUGUGGAGCCCCAGCAGGGCCUGGGGAGACCCGGACUUUGCUCUAAGCAAGGUGGAGGAGCAGGUAGUCGGGGAGGAGGGAGAAGGGAGGAGCGCAGACAGCUACUUGAUCACGAUGCGCAAGCUCUGGUCCUCUGUUGCGGAAGAGGAGCAAGAGAUUGAGGCUGAGGACGCGAGCUCUGCGCUGUGCACGGAGAGGUCCCUGCCUGAGAUGCUGACGGAGAGGGGGAUGGAGAGAGGGAAGAUGCUGAAGGAGGGGGAAACACCUGUCAAGCGCGGGAUGAAGGAGAUUGAGGAGGAGGAGGAAGAGGAGUACAGGAUGGUGGAGACUGUGCAGUUGUUUGCUGUUCAAACGCCAAAUCAGAUGAUGAUGGAGAUGGUGGUGGUGGUGGUGCAAUCAACAGUGAAGAGCAAGUUAGUGUCGGUUGUGAUGGAGUUUCGGUGGAAGAAGAAAGGAGCAGAAUCUGAACAGACCAAAGGAAAGAGCAGCAGCAGCAGCAGCAGCAGCAGCUUCUUGCUGGAUAUCUCUGUCAAGAACGCUUCCAACUUCAUGUUCAACAAGAACGCUGCUGCUGCUAGCGCCUCCUUCUACAUCAUCAUAUCCGCGGGCCAAAAAGGAGCCAGGAAGACUGGUUUAUGCAGGAACACUGGACCCAUCCUGAGCUGGUCAGGCGAGCCAGCGAUGUCGUUUGGUUGCCUCGAAAAAGAACAAGUCUUGCAAGUUGUGAUGGUUCAAGGAGAAGGAAGUCCGAAAGACCAACUGAUAGCUUCUGCUGUCAUACACGGGUCGCUUCCGCGAUGGUUGUCAGACUGGGUCUUUAGCCCCUAUUCUAAAACGAGGGAGUACUCUCAUUUGAUUCCUGCGCAGAACAUGUUGAGCGCAAAUUGCAUGCGGCAGGAGGGAGACCGUCUGAGGUCCAUAACCUCAGGCCUUUGGACCUUGGCCUGA